AUGCUCCGCCGUGUCUCCAUAAAGACGGUGAUGGCCACCGCCGCCGUCCACGCUUCCUUUCUGAGCUACCACAGCCUGCCGGAGCUUCAGUACCCGGCCGAACUGCCGAAGCUCGAGUACAGCUAUGCGGACGGCAUCAAGCCCGUCUUCAGCGCCAGGCAAGUGGAGCUGCACUACACGAAACACCACAAGGCGUACGUGGAUAAGCUAAACACGCUUGGCACAGGCUACGAGGGGAAGCCGAUUGAGGAGAUCAUUAAGACUACCAACGGAAUCGCCGCGAACACCGUCCUCUUCAACCAGGCCUCUCAGCACUUCAACCACACUUUCUUCUGGAAAUGCCUAGCGCCGGGUGGCAAGGCCAUGCCGAAGCCGCUCGAGGCCGCCAUCGCGAAGCAGUUUGGAAGCGUUGACGACUUCAAGUCAUCUUUUCAGCAGGCAGGCAUGAACAACUUUGGCUCUGGCUGGACGUGGCUCUGCGUCAACCCCAAGACGAGAGAACUUUUGAUCGAUAACACGAGCAACGCGGGCUGCCCAGUGACUGCUGGCAUGCGCCCGAUCUUCACAGCCGACGUGUGGGAGCACGCCUAUUACAAAGACUUCGAGAACCGGCGCGCAGACUAUCUGAAGGAGAUAUGGCAGGUUGUCAACUGGGAGUACGUCGCCCAGAUGUACAGUAGGGCUAUCAAGUAA
Messenger RNA from Leishmania braziliensis MHOM/BR/75/M2904, 693 nucleotides. RefSeq names its product iron superoxide dismutase (gene FESODA). Bases 1 to 693 code for a protein of 230 amino acids. Gene Ontology annotation, molecular function: superoxide dismutase activity; metal ion binding. Lineage: Eukaryota; Euglenozoa; Kinetoplastea; Trypanosomatida; Trypanosomatidae. The record is from RefSeq and is a predicted model, not a curated record. The transcript has a single exon. Gene Ontology annotation, biological process: superoxide metabolic process.